This is a messenger RNA of Penicillium macrosclerotiorum, 1491 nucleotides long. Its product is annotated as COP9 signalosome complex subunit 1. NCBI's taxonomy places the organism in Eukaryota, Fungi, Ascomycota, Eurotiomycetes, Eurotiales, Aspergillaceae. Gene Ontology annotation, cellular component: COP9 signalosome. The transcript has 4 exons. The record is from RefSeq and is a predicted model, not a curated record. Bases 1 to 1491 code for a protein of 496 amino acids.
AUGGACACCCUGCCAGACGCCCACUCCGCUAGAGACCGAGUACGCCUACCUGCAGCAUUUUCUCCAGGAAUCACAUCCGCUGGGAAUGCAAAUGGAAGCGAAAACACAGAGAAUAUUACUCGAGUCAAAGUCCACGACCCCCCAAAAUUUGAUCUCGAGUCAUAUAUCGCGAAUUACACCGGCCGCACCCGAUUCGACCGCUUGUACCUCAUAGGCACCACAUCUACUGUCCUCUCUGUCGAAGCCCUAAAGUCCGCAAUCAUCGAAGCCAAGUCCGGAAAAGAUGUCGCAAAUUAUGAAAAGGCAGUUCGCGCGCUGGCGGAGGUAGCACCGAACGAGGAGAGCGCCACCCUCGACUCAGCGUGGGUUCAGAAUGUCCAACGCACAGUCAGGACACAGGACGAUCGGCUGGACCAGGAGCUUCGCGGAUACAAGAAUAAUUUAAUCAAGGAGAGCAUUCGAAUGGGCAAUGAGGAUAUCGGGAACCACUACUAUGAGACCGGCGAUCUUGUUGCAGCCUCGAAAGCGUACUCCCGCAUGCGAGACUACUGCACAACCCCGAAUCACAUUGCCUCCAUGCUCUUCAAGCUGAUCAAUGUUUCGGUCGAGCGUGGAGAUUGGCUGAAUGUCCAGUCCAAUGUACACCGAUUGCGCAACGCUCAAUCAAAACCCGACGACCAGAUUAAAAACCAGCCCAAGAUGUCCGCGGCUCUGGGUCUCGCACAGAUGCACUCGAGCUCAUAUCUCGACGCAGCCAAUAGCUUUCUGUCGACAGACCCUAGCCUGGGCGACAGUUUCAAUGAAAUAAUCACACCCAACGAUGUCGCCGUUUACGGUGGCUUAUGUGCGUUGGCAUCUAUGAACCGCGUUGAACUCCAGCUCCGUGUCCUCGAUAACAGUUCCUUCCGGAAUUUCCUCGAGCUCGAGCCUCAUAUUCGCCGCGCGAUUGGAUUCUUCUGCAAUUCCAAGUUCCGGCCUUGCUUAGAUAUUUUAGAUGCCUACCGCACUGACUAUCUCCUAGACAUCCAUCUACGGCGCCAUGUCUCAGAUCUCUACAAUCAGAUUCGCACCAAGGCGAUCAAGCAAUAUCUGGUGCCGUUCAGCCGUGUCACCCUGGACUCCAUGGCAGCAAUCUUUGCCCCGGCUGUUGUCGGAGGCGAAGCCCAGCCGACAGGCGUCGACUCACCCUUCGUCCAGGAGCUCAUCCAACUUAUUCAAAAGGGAGUCUUGGACGCUCGCAUCGACCUGGAAAAGAGCGUCCUCGUCUCAAACCAGACAGAUUUGCGAAUGGAGGUGCAAGAGAAGACAUUGGAGAGCCUGCGGUCUUUCAAUGAAGAGGCGCAUAUGCGUAUUUUCCGUGCUAGCGUACUUCAAGCAGGGCUGGAGGUAAAGGCAUCCGGAGCCGAACGGCGGCAACGUGUGGACUCGGCGGACGCGAGAGGAACAGGGUCGACUGAUAAGUUCGGCCGGGGUCCUGGACCGCGCGGUUAA